Molecule: messenger RNA, 1818 nt
Organism: Physcomitrium patens
Lineage: Eukaryota; Viridiplantae; Streptophyta; Bryopsida; Funariales; Funariaceae
Product: F-actin-capping protein subunit beta
Biological process (GO): cell morphogenesis; barbed-end actin filament capping; actin cytoskeleton organization
Cellular component (GO): F-actin capping protein complex; cytoplasm
Molecular function (GO): actin filament binding
Source: RefSeq, a predicted model, not a curated record
AUUCUGAGCAGAGUAUGUGCGGCGUGUCAACAGAGCCUCCACACUCUUCAAAGUCAUUCACAAACUUGGGGCUCCGAGAGAUGGCGGACAUCGUCAACGCAAGCUGAUGGCCAUCGAAGGUUUCGAUGAAUCGGUCCUUGAGUCUCAUUGUGUGUGUGUGUGCAUGACCCAGUAAUAAGCUGAUGCUACUCUGGCUCCGGAAAGUCUGACGAAAGCUAGCUGGUGUUGCAUGAAUUGAGCAAAAAGUUUCGCCAUUCAAAUUUGCGAAGGAUUCUUCCACAUUUUAAGUCGCUUCCGGAGUGAAACGUGAGUCCACCGACAGGUUUAUACCCGUAGAAAAAUUGGUUUUCGCACUCGGAACCGACGGCAUGUUGCACAGUGUUGUCGAGUUCUUCAUGGGAUAGAUGAUGAAUCUUUUCUCGGAGAUUGUUCAUGAUCUGAUGUUAAGGGAGGGCGACGAAGACGGGAGCUGGAAUGUGAGGUUGUGUGAUUUAAAGGAUUGAGGAUUUCUUGUGGGGGAUUGGGCUGGGAUAUGUGAGUGGCUCACCGGUAGAAAGCAAGCAUGGAGGCUGCGAUGGAUAUAAUGCGUAGGAUGCCACCGUCCCUGUCGCAGCAGGCAUUGGACUCACUGUUGGCGUUGUUACCAGCUCAUUCAUCGGAGCUUCUUUCUCGGUCUGACCAGCCUCUUCAGGUGGCUUCGGAUGAAGAAUUUGAUAAGCAUUAUCUUCUCUGCGAUUACAACCGUGAUGGCGACUCGUAUAGAUCGCCGUGGUCGAGCAAGUAUAAGCCGGAGCUAGAGGAUGGUGUCCAGCCACCCGCUGAGUUGCGGAAAUUGGAGCAGGAAGCCAACGAGGUUUUCAGCAUUUAUCGUGACCAGUACUAUGAGGGAGGUGUAUCUUCAGUUUAUGUAUGGGAGCCUGAAGAUGGAAAAGGUUUUGCAGCUUGUGUUUUGAUCAAGAAAGAUGGGUCUGAUGCUGGAGAUGGUCGACGUGGUCUUUUGCAGGAAGGAUCUUGGGAUGCUAUUCACGUAAUUGAGGUUAAAGAAGAUCAAGAGCGUCAAUUUGGCCAUUAUUGUCUUACGAGCACUGUGAUGCUGGCUCUAACGACUGCGAACCAGGCAACUGGCCCAUUCAGUUUGUCAGGUUCCAUCACUCGGCAGAUGGAAACAGAUCUAGCACUUGAACAUGGACAUCUGUGUAACAUGGGACGGUUGAUUGAGGAGAUGGAGAGCAAGCUGCGCAAUGGAUUGGAUCAGGUUUAUUUCGGGAAGACGAAGGAAGUGGUAUUUACGUUGCGAGAACCGCUGGGGGUCCUAACUGCCACUUCUCACAUCGGACAAAGUUUACAGCGACGGAUUGUGAAUGAUCUUGGGCGCUCUCGUUGACAAACCGAAGAUUAUUAUCACCUGAACCAGACAUUUUAGAAGUGGGUUUAUCAGUUAUUCAUGUGCAUAUCCUAACUGUAAGAAGUGCUCUUUAAUCUUUGGAGUCCUUGUCCACUCUACGCAGGUGAUAGUAGAGAUCUCAAAUAUUGAUGGACAGGAUAUCUAAGCAAGGGACGUAGAACCUGGCCAGUAUCAAAUCCGGUCAGUUUUAAUCUAUGUCGAAGGUGUUAGUACUAAUUUAGUGAAGUAGAAGCUCAUCCUUUUAUAAUGACCAUAAUCUAGCCCUGAGCCUAUCAUCUUGCUUUUGUGUAUAGUCAUGUAGAUUUGAAAUCAAUAUGUCCCUAAAUGUAAUAAGCUAUGCUCGGCAAGACUGAGGCCCAUUCAUUAUGUUAUUUCUGUGUUCCUCUGACUUCAAUGUCAGUAACUCGCUGAUA